GUGGAGGGGAGGGACUGAGGGAGGGAGAAAGAUAAAGAGAUAGAAAGAGAUUUCUGAAUUCUUUACGAAAUGGGAGAACGUCUUCUGUCAACUGCAAUGUCCCCCUUGAGAUUUUCUCACAGACCCAUCACGAUUCUGCCGUGUAAUCGCUCAAAUUUCCCCUUCUUGAACGCAAAUUUGCAGCCUUUAAGGUAUGGGUUUGACAGGAUUCUGUCCCUCAGAAGAAGUAUUUGCGCUAAAGCUGUGAUGUCUGAGGUUGAAAGCAAGAAAGAGUACUUGAGGAUAGGGGCUGAUUCCACUGGCUCCAUCCCUUCCGAUCAGCUUCUCGAAAUUGUUCAAGCAGCUGCCAAGACUGGCGCUGAGGUUGUAAUGGAUGCUGUCAAUAAACCUAGAAACAUUAACUAUAAAGGAUUCACUGACCUAGUAACUGACACUGAUAAAAAGAGUGAACUUGCUAUUCUGGAUGUUGUUAGAAAGAAUUUCCCAGAUCACCUAGUUCUUGGAGAGGAAGGAGGAUUUACUGGGGAUCCAUCUUCUGACUAUCUUUGGUGCAUUGACCCUUUAGAUGGGACAACAAACUUUACACAUAGCUAUGCGAGCUUUGCUGUUUCUGUGGCAAUUCUUUUCAGAGGAAAGCCAGCUGCAUCGACUGUGGUAGAGUUUGUGGGUGGCCCUAUGUGCUGGAGCACUCGAACAUAUACUGCAGCUGUUGGCAAAGGUGCAUAUGCUAAUGGUCAAAAGUUAAGUGUCACUGACACUGAUAAGGUGGAGCAAUCUCUCCUAGUGACGGGAUAUGGGUAUGAUCGUGAUGAUUCCUGGGCUACGAAUAUGGAAUUAUUCAAGGAAUUUACUGGCAUAAGCAGGGGCGUGAGAAGGCUUGGCGCUGCUUCAGUAGACUUCUGCCAUGUUGCUUUGGGAAUUGUUGAAGCCUACUGGGAAUACCGUCUAAGACCAUGGGACAAUGCAGCCGGAGUUCUGAUAGUUGAAGAGGCUGGGGGUUUAGUUUCCCGCACGGAUGGUGAAAAAUAUUGUGUAUUUGAUAGAUCCGUCUUGGCAUCCAAUGGUGCGCUUCAUGACAAGCUUCUCGAGAAAAUUGGUCCUGCAACCGAGAAGUUGAAAAACAAAGGGGUUGAUUUCUCGCUGUGGUACAAACCAGAAGCUUACAAGACAGAUUUUUGACAACCUCAUUCUUAAACCUUAAUGCUGUGAAGAUUUUAGCGAUCAAGUUAAGUCGCCCGGCUGCAGCUUGUGUUGUGUGGUCGUUGCUAAAUAACUGUUUCCUUUGUAGAUGUAGAUGUCUAGGUGGGAGUGAGGGAGGGUUGGGGUUGGGGUUGUUACAUUUCAUGGCUUCCCUAAGCUUUUAUGUGUAUGGGGUUUAGGGUUGAGAGCAGAGCUCUUUCAUAAUAGUUGAGCCUCAACAUACUGCUUUCUGCUGCUACCCUACAUGACUGCCCAAUAAAUUAAUUAAUUUGGCUUGUUUGUUUA
Messenger RNA from Ipomoea triloba (trilobed morning glory), 1485 nucleotides. Its product is annotated as phosphatase IMPL1, chloroplastic. Gene Ontology annotation, molecular function: inositol monophosphate 1-phosphatase activity. The record is from RefSeq and is a predicted model, not a curated record. Lineage: Eukaryota; Viridiplantae; Streptophyta; Magnoliopsida; Solanales; Convolvulaceae. The transcript has 10 exons. Bases 70 to 1179 code for a protein of 369 amino acids. Gene Ontology annotation, biological process: phosphatidylinositol phosphate biosynthetic process; signal transduction; inositol metabolic process.